Osmerus eperlanus (European smelt) is the source of this 1787-nucleotide messenger RNA. It is a transcript of the gene pole2, whose product is annotated as polymerase (DNA directed), epsilon 2. Gene Ontology annotation, cellular component: epsilon DNA polymerase complex. The transcript is spliced from 19 exons. Bases 62 to 1651 code for a protein of 529 amino acids. The record is from RefSeq and is a predicted model, not a curated record. Gene Ontology annotation, molecular function: DNA binding. Lineage: Eukaryota; Metazoa; Chordata; Actinopteri; Osmeriformes; Osmeridae. Gene Ontology annotation, biological process: error-prone translesion synthesis; DNA-templated DNA replication.
GGUAAAUGUAUGCGGAAGUUGAUCAUAUUUAGCGCGAAAGGUUGAUUGUUGCGAAGCAGCAAUGAACAUGGAAGUUCGCAAAGUAAAAUCUAAAGUGUCUGCUGGGUUCAAGAUGCGGGGACUGAUGCUUCGACCAGAUGCCAGUAGGUAUCUCAUUGAGGUCCUGGAAUCAGUCAGUCCGCUGGAGCUGGAUGAUGUCAUCGAACGGGUGUUAGAUGCUGUUGAGAAGCAGCCUUUGUCCUCCAGUAUGAUAGAGCUACCAGUAGUGGAGACUGCUGUACAGGAUUGUAGUCAGUCAUGUGAUGAAAAUAUAGACAAUGUUUUUAACAUCAUCAGUGCAUUCGAUGUGCCACGGUUUAUCUACAGUACUGAGAGGAAAAAGUUCAUUCCCAUCAGCAUGACGAAUCACCCUGCGCCCAGCCUGUGUGGCACAGCCAGAGACAAGGCCGACCUCUUCAGGGAACGCUAUACUAUACUGCAGCAGCGGACACAUCGUCAUGAGCUCUUCACCCCGCCUGCUAUAGGGGCAGCUGUAGAGGAAGGCAGGAACAAAUUUCAGUUGAAGACGAUAGAGGCCUUGCUUGGUUGCACGGCUAAGUUAGGCGAGGUCAUCGUCCUAGGAAUGGUGACACAGCUGAAAGAGGGUAAAUUCUAUCUGGAAGACCCCAGUGGAACCAUCCAGCUCAACAUGUCAAAGGCACAGUUUCACAGUGGUUUGUACACAGAAUCUUGCUUUGUUCUGGCAGAAGGCUGGUACGAGGACUCCGUCUUCCAUGUCAACGCCUUUGGAUUCCCCCCUACUGAACCCUCCUCCACCACCAGGGCAUAUUAUGGCAACACUAACUUUUUCGGUGGCCCGUCAACCACGUCAGUAAAGGCAUCCGCUAAGUUGAAACAGCUGGAGGAGGAGAACGAGGAUGCCAUGUUUGUCGUGUUGUCUGACGUGUGGCUGGACAGUGUGGAGGUGCUGGAGAAGAUCCAUCUUAUGUUUUCAGGCUAUGCUGCCAUGCCUCCCACCUGCUUCAUCUUCUGUGGAAACUUCUCCUCUGCCCCGUACGGGAAAACUCAGAUCACAUCCCUCAAAGAGUCACUGAAGAUACUGGCAGAUGCAAUCUGUGAAUACCCUAGCAUUCACAACAGUAGUCGCUUUGUGUUUGUUCCUGGGCCUGACGACCCUGGCCCCAGCACCAUCCUGCCCAGGCCUCCCCUAGCAGACCACAUCACUGAGGAGUUUAGACAGAGGGUUCCUUUCUCAGUCUUUACCACAAACCCUUGCAGGAUUCAGUAUUGUAGUCAGGAAAUCGUUGUCCUUAGAGAAGACCUGGUCAACAAGAUGUGCAGAAACUGUGUCCGGAUGCCUAGCAACAAUCUUGACAUUCCAAACCAUUUUGUGAAGACCAUCUUGUCCCAGGGUCACCUGACCCCUCUGCCGCUCUAUGUCAGUCCGGUGUUCUGGGCUUAUGACUAUGCCCUCCGUGUCUACCCUCUGCCCGACGUCAUUAUUUUUGCUGACAAAUAUGACCCGUUCAACAUCUCCAACACAGACUGCCUCUGCAUCAACCCGGGCUCCUUCCCAAGGACUGGCUUCACCUUCAAGGUGUACUAUCCCUCCAACAGGACUGUGGAGGACAGCAAGCUUCAAGGGCUCUAGAGAAUGGAUGGGAGCUUCCCAUGGAUUAACUGUGUAACUCAUCGUUUUGUAAAAAAUUGUGUGUGUAAAUUAUAUCUGUAAUUGUUAUUUCAAUAUACCAUUUGUAUUAUGGAAUAAAUAUCUACAUUAUGUUGUC